Molecule: messenger RNA, 2669 nt
Organism: Hypoxylon fragiforme
Lineage: Eukaryota; Fungi; Ascomycota; Sordariomycetes; Xylariales; Hypoxylaceae
Exons: 2
Coding region: 160-2199 (679 amino acids)
Source: RefSeq, a predicted model, not a curated record
UAGGUACCUAGUUAUAAUUACACUACUAUGUAUAUUAUAAAGGAGGCAGAUGACUUCCGAGGGGGAAUCAUGAUUUCCAAUUCCAAUUCCCGUUGGCUUUACAGCAUUGGCAAAGUCUUCCAACCUGACUAGUACUUACUCACCUAGGCUACCUAGGAGAUGAACGACAAAAUGCGUCAGUCCGAUGUAAAGUCUGUCAUUGCCGUGACUAUGGGCAUGGCAGUGGUACAGAUUAAAACAGGACUGAAGAAUGGAAAGGACCAGUUCCGACGCCUGAAGGGACAGAAGCGACCACGACCCAAACGUGGCUUUGGCCGCUCAAGGGGUUCCGAGCAACGACCUCGCACCAACAACAAGAUAACGGGGUGUUUCGAUGAUUCUACCCGUGAGUCGGAAACAUGCACAGCAACAGCAACGACUACCGCAUCACCGUCACCGUUAACGCCAUCUCCCGAUCCAACCACCGUGGCUUUAAAUACAGGAGGAGACUCAACUACCCCUCCCCUAGCCCUGCCAGAACCCGUCACCACCACGAGUACCAUCUCAACAGUAGCCGAACCGCCUAAAUUUACCAUCCACAAGCGCGGCAAAACCUUUCCACUAUCGCACAAAGAGGCGCAAUCCCAGACCCGGUCUACCCUCAUGGCGGCGUCCGACUCGAGAAACUUCGUCAAGAUCUGGGAGCUGGAGCUGCUGCCGGACCUGGAGAAGAUCCUGGACGACAACAUCAAAAGAGGGUACAGCAUCAACGUGCGGCGCGGCGAGCAGGCGGGCCACCGCAUCAUCGAGGUCCUGGCCUCGGAAGAAGUGCCCGAGAGUGUGCGGAGCUUGCUCGAGCAGAGCAAGGACCGCUACCUGAAUGCUGAUGGGGGGGACAUGGGGGCGAGGACGACGGUGCGGACGCGCGUGGGGAGGGUGGAGUACUUGGCGGACACCAACCACCGCAACGAGGAGGAAGAAGAGGUAGAACCAACAAGCCCGCGCUCAACGCAGAGCAGCGAAAACUGGGAACCACCGAUCAACACGCGGCGGUACACGAACCCCGUGAUGGGCGACUCGGUCGGCCCGCCCUGGCGCGACUCCAGCGCGACCCUGGGCCCCCUUCUCCAAAUGGCCUCCAAGUUCUACCGCCUGCUGAACUGGCACACCUUCGACGACGGGCGCGGGUCUCGCUGCCGCAGCUGCGAGGCCCCGAGCCCGCCAUCCCUCGACGCGUUCCACCCUUCGCUGGACGACUCGAACGGACAGAGCGUGUCGCUCGGCAGGACGGUCGCGUACUCGGGGCGCAUGCACAAGACGACGCGGGUCUCCCGCUCCCUCGCCGACGCCUUCCGCGCCGCGGGGUGUCAUGCCAAGGAGCCGAUACGCACGGUCACGGACUGGGUUUUGGUCGAGACGAGCAAUGCCGGGCAGCCGAACAAAGUGCGCAAGACGGACCUGCCGUCCCAGGAGCGGUGCAACUCCUUCUCCAGAGAGAUCACGCGGACGGCGGACCCGCGGCUCGGCGGUAGCGGCAUUAGCAGUAGCAACACCCCGCAGUUCGUCUACUCAACCGGCCGCUCCAGCGGGCACUCCUUCGGCCAGCUGUGCGAGACCGCGUCGCGGCACAAGCUGCCGGACGGGACCAAGACGCGGAACUGGUGCGUCGAGAGCGCGCUGCCAUGCCAAGCAACAGGGGAAGCUUGGGGCGACGAGCUCGGCGCGCUGGCGUGGAGCCGCGGCGGCAUGGGGGUCCCCGGGGACUCGGGGGCGCCGGUGGUAGACCAGAUGACGAAUCGGCUGCUGGGGCAGAUCUGGGGGCGCGACAAGUACGCCAAAACCACCGCGGCAGGGGCGCCGCCGAUUGCGUACUUCACCGCCAUGUCCGACAUCUUCGACGACGUCCGCGAGCGCAUGCCCGGGGCCGGGGUCCCGAGGCUUCCGGCGGGUGAUGCUUCGUCGUCGUCGUCGACAUCAUCAUCGCUACCCCUCAUCUCCAGCCCCGCGGUGCCGAACCCGCUGCCGGCCGUGAUCGCGGACAGAAGACUCACGCUGGCGAGCAUUGACGAGGAUACCGGCGAAGAAGAGUCGCAGACGCCGCAACAAGUUCCCAGACGGUCUGCGGCGAGGAUGUCGAAGCGGUUGCUUGGGCGGGGAAAUUUGCCUGGGUUGGAGCCGGUCCGUCGGUUCGUGUUGGUUGCGCAUGCUGCGACCUUUUAAGAAGGGGGGGUCUUUUUAAAAGAGAAAGAAGAAUAAGAAAAAAAAGAAGCAGAAAAAGAAAGGAAAGGAAAGAAGGGGGGCGGGGUUGGUAGACGCUCGUGAUGAAUUUGUAUGUACCCCUUUAGUGGAUUCUAGGUUCAUUUCUGCUGGCGCUUGCGGAUGUUAUUCUCUUUUUUCUUUUUGGUGAUACAUGGAAAGGGGAAGCUAUUAGUUAGAUUGGUAUCCCCAAGGGUCAGAUUGAUAUACCAUUUCCUUCUCUUUCCUUUUCCCCUACCUAAGAAGGCAGUGGUGUUACAGUACUUUCUCUAGCUACCCAUCAGAUCUACUAUUUAUAUCUAGGUAGACAUAAUAUCAAGUUAACUUGAAUAUCGCAACAUUUUCUUAACUGUUGUAUACACCAAUAUAGGAUUAUAACUAGGUAGGUAUUUCGCCUACGUACCUACCUAGGUUAGUGAAUUUUCAACAGCGUG